UGCGGAUCCACAACAAACCCACGUGCGCUUUGUCACCAGGACCCCUGCUUUCUCCAAAGCACCGUCAGGAAAGAAGGGUGGAAUGCCUAGCAGCGUCCAGGUUCCUUCAGAUCCCGCAUUCUGGGUUCACAGACCAGGAAACUGAGCACUCCACCCCCGCGGCGGGGGGUGGGGACACAGGCACCAUAACAAACGCACGUGCGCCCAGCCCUGGGCUCCCCGAGCAUUGCACACCCUUAGGAGCCGCCCUGCGGAACCGGCCAUUGUCUCGGCUUCGGGGUAGGGAGCAGCGCGGGGGGCGCCACUUGCUGGAGGAGGUCGACAGAGACAUUAAAAGGCAAGGUAGAACCAACUGUGCAGAGCUCUGCAACCAGCAGCCCAGAGAGAAGCAGCUAUGAUGCCCAGCUGAAGUGAUCUGGCCUCCUUGAGCCUGCCCCAGUCCGGGUGCCAGGUGUCUGUCCCAGCACUGAGGAGGAAGGAGAGGCGCCAGAAGGAAGCAGAACACUGAACACUGUACCUAUGGAAGGCAGUGCCAUGGAAGGCAGUUGUGGCAAACUAUCAGAGAAUGUGGCUGGCAGUGCCAAAUGCCAAUGAGGCUUGUUUUCCUGCUCAGAACAGAGUUGCUCCCUUGAAUGCGUCUUUCAUUAUGAUUCACACCACCUUGAAGAAAAAAGUCAGCUGCUGUGUGCUGGCCUUUCUCCUGUUUGCAGUCUUCUGUAUGUGGAAGGAGAAGAAGAAAGGGAAUUACUAUAAUUCUGUUAAAUUGCAAACCAAGGAAUUACAGGCAAUGAGUCUGGAGAAACUUGCCAUGGGGUCUGGUUCCCAGUCUGCACCUUCAAGCAAAUCCCAGGAUCCCCACAAGGGAAGCCAAACCCUCGGCAGUCCCAAGGGCCUGGCCAAGACCAAGCUAGAUCCCUUCUUCCAGGUGUGGAACAAAGACAGUUCUUCCAAAAACAUUAUCCCCAGGCUGCGGAAGAUCUGGAGGAAUUACCUGAGCAUGAACAAGUACAAUGUGUCCUACAAGGGGCCAGGGCCUGGUGUCAAGUUCAGUGCAGAGGCCCUGCGCUGCCACCUUCGGGACAAAGUGAACGUAUCCAUGGUAGAGGCCACAGAUUUUCCCUUCAAUACCUCUGAAUGGGAGGGUUACCUGCCCAAAGAGAGCUUUAGGACCAAGGCUGGGCCAUGGGGCAGGUGUGCUGUUGUCUCAUCAGCGGGAUCUCUGAAGUCCUCCCAACUGGGCAAAGAAAUAGAUGAUCAUGAUGCAGUCCUGAGGUUUAAUGGGGCACCUACAGCCAACUUUCAACAGGAUGUGGGCACAAAAACCACCAUUCGCCUGAUGAACUCUCAGUUGGUCACCACAGAAGAGCACUUCCUCAAAGACAGUUUGUACAAUGAAGGAAUCCUAAUUGUGUGGGACCCAUCUAUUUACCAUUCAGAUAUCCCAAAGUGGUACCAGAAUCCUGACUACAAAUUCUUUGAUAACUACAAGAGCUAUCGUAAGCUGCAUCCUGAUCAGCCCUUUUACAUUCUCAGACCCCAGAUGCCUUGGCAGCUGUGGGAUGUCAUUCAGGAAAUCUCCACAGAGGAGAUUCAGCCAAAUCCCCCAUCCUCUGGGAUGCUCGGUAUCAUCCUCAUGAUGACGUUGUGUGAGCAGGUGGAUAUUUAUGAGUUCCUCCCAUCCAAGCGCAAGACUGACGUGUGCCACUACUACCAGAAGUUCUUUGACAGUGCCUGCACAAUGGGUGCCUACCACCCGCUCCUCUUUGAGAAGAAUAUGGUGAAGUACCUCAACCUGGGCAAAGAUGAGGACAUUUACCUGCUUGGAAAAGCCACACUACCUGGUUUCCAGAGCAUUCACUGCUGAGGCGCCCUCUCCCUUCAUUGGGCAUUUUACAGCCCACCUCUUGGCCACCCUGGGCCUGGGGACACCAUGUUCCUGAACAAUCCCUGCCUGCUCCUUCCACUCCAGGCCUUCUGUCAGCAAGAGCCCUAUGCUCCAGGAACCCAGGGCAAGGAACCAGGUCCAGUCUGCCCUAUGGCCAUAGACGUGUGUGAGCCCAAAGCCUCCUGCCACACAUGCACACACACACAUGUAGCACUCUUUCCAGACAGAGUCCUCCCCUCCUUCCAUGUGGGUAAAUGCAAGACCCACCUUCCCUACCAGGGCUGCCAAAGCUGGGCUGUUUUCUUUGCCUGAAGGGUGUUAUUCUCACAAAUCAGCACUCUAUUGCUUGAAAUCUGCACCUAGACAUUGAUUUCAUGCUUUAAACAAAUUAUCCCAAGUUAUGAUUGUGCCUGGUGAAGGCUGGCUCUGGGGAAAGGGGGGCAAGUAAGUGGUACAAGGUGUAGGAAACAUGCUGCUCGGUUCCUCCAGAACAGAGGUGCCCCUAAGGUCUGCGACCCUGGGACAGGCUGUGUUCCUGUCAUGCAGGCUGGUUUGGCUGGUCCUUAGCUUGGGUGCUUAUGUGCAAAAGGUCUUGGUGAACUCACAUUCUUUUCCACAUGGAGACGGAGGGGCAGAAACGUACAGUCCCCAUUCUGAAGUUGCUCUCAGUUCAGUGGGAGUGACAGACAGGUGGGGUGCAGAGAGCUUAGUGCUCUGGGGGCCUGUAGAGGGCUUGCUCUGCGGUCUGCCAGUGCACCCGGAGAGGAGGGCGCACACUUCCUGUGUCUGUGGGCCACAGGGGGCUUCACAGAGCUAAGGUCACAGAGUGGGCUUCAGAGGAAGAAGAGAAACAUGCCAAACAGAUUUUCCUGGAGUCAUUUAAGUUGUGUUUUCCUUCCUGCCUUGAUUACCCAUAUCUAUUCUCUAAGGUCUGCCUGAAUUUACAGGCUCAAAUUAUUUUUGAGUAUGAAAACCCCAAUCCACAUUUGACGGAUCGAGUGCAGACCCACGGCAGAUUCCAGACAAGAACGUUGCCAAAACCCUGAUUUCUCCAGGCUCAGCUUGGUUGGCCCUGACCCUGUCCUACUAGCUGGGUUUGUACACUGUGUCCACCUUUUCCUUUUUAAUGCCCACUCCCACAUCUCCCCUACCUGCCAUCUUGGGUUCCCCCUUUAAAGUGGUCUUUUCCCUCCCAGGUUACUACUAAGCAUUUUCUCCCUUAGAAGUAUCCUGACCCAAUUUCUUUGACCUUCAUGGGCCUUCUGUGAAAGGUCUCUCAGGGAGUGGGGAUGUGAUUCCCCAGAGCUUAAAGUCGCUCUCAGAGGUCAGAACCUUAGAGACUACGACUAAUUCUCACUAGGUGGAUCAGAUGGCCUUGCCCUCUGCCUGUCUAGUGUUCGGAGAGGCCCUACCAUGCACCGGGUCUUGGCCUCCAUGCUGGAGAUAGAGCUUCACAGCAGAAGCCCCUCCACUGCACUGCAGACAGGCUUUCUAGAUGGCUUGCUCAUCGCCGCCCCCUGGUGGAGAACCAUCCUGGACUGCUCCAGUGCCUGGUGUGGAGAAUGUAAAGCAGGGGUCCCCUACCCCAGGCCAUGGACCCAUCAGUCUAUGGCCUGUUAGGAGCCAGGCCACACAGCAGGAAGUGAGUGUCAGGGAGCAAGUAAUGCUUCAUCUGUAUUUACAGCUGCUCCCCAUCACUCACAUUGCCACCUGAGCUCUGUGUCCUGUCAGAUCAGUGGUGGCAUUAGAUUCUCAUAGGGGCAUGGACCCUACUGUGUGUGAACUGCACAUACAAGAGAUCUAGGUUGCAUGCUCCUUGAAAGAAUCUAAUGCCUGAUGAUCUGAGGUGGAGCUGAGGCAGUGAUGCUGGCAGUGGGGAGCAGCUGCAAACACAGAUUAUCAUUAGCAGAGAGGUUUGACUGCACAGAGACCAUAAUAAAUUGCUUGCAGGCUCAUAUGAAAACCCUAUCAAUGAGUGGCAAGUGACAAUUAAGCUGAAUCUGGUUGGAGGUUAUAAAGCCGUCCCCACCACCUAGUCUGGAAAAAUUGUCUUCCAUGAAACCAGUCCCUGGUGCCAAAAAGAUUGGGGACCACUGAGGUAAAGAACUCACUCAACAUUACUGAGUAAUGCUGUAGAGCCAGGCCUCCUAGCCCCAGGCUUCUGAACUUGAGAAGCUGGACCCUCAUGCUCAAGGUCCUCUACUGUUUGAGUUCAGGACCAACAUCCUGGGAGGUGGAGUACUCAUCUAUGGCAAACCGCUGGGCUUUGAGAGGCAGUGGACAGAGCCUGGAGCAAGAAGCCCUGGGUUUUCAAACUGAAGUUCCCCUGUUCACUAGCUAUGCCACCAUGGGCGAAUUCUCCUGUCUGAGCCUGUUUCUACAUCUGUAAAGUGGGGGCCAUGGGCCUAUGUCACAGGGCUAUGGUGAGGGUCACAUGGAACACCUUCUCUGACCCCAUUCCUGGGGUCACCUGACAGGUGCUUAGUACGUGGCAGUUUCCUUCCUCCCCUUGGUAAGGACCUGCUCUGUUCUCACUCUUGGGCAGAUCCCUGCUUUGAAGGAGGCUAGAGCUGGGGCCCUGACCUUAGGGAAUUAAGUGUCCUACUGAGAGAUGACAACUGUUUUGUUUGGAACACCCAGGAAAUUAUCCGAGGCAGUGGAUGGGGCAGAACGUGCCCCUCCUCCUUCCUGCCUGCAUCCCAGGUCUGAUUCUGCUUGGGAAUGGGAGAAGGAGUACUUGAACUGCUAAAUGCUGUGUGGAACUCAUCUUGUCUGCCUCUUGGGGUCCAUGAGUUCUUGACUUGCUUUUUAUUCUUAGUUGAUACACUCAUUGCAAUCUUCGAAUCAUGAAUAGGGAGUGCAGAGGAAGGUGUCAUUCCACCAGCAGGGAUGGAUAUUGGUGUGGACACUGAGACAACACUGGGUAGAUUCUAGCUUUUAGUUAUUAAUAUAAGGGGUCAAAUUAAUUUAAGUGUGAUUCUGUGCUCUCCAUAGAAAUUGGUAAAAUGCAAAUAUUGUUGGUCUGUCAAGAUGUUUAAUAUUUGUUAUAGAUAACUUAAAAAUUAGGAAAGCCUCUGUUUCUAAGUGCUCAUCUCUUCAUCCUUUUUCAUCAGAUCCUCCAAUCCUCUCACCAAUCGGAUAGCUAUUGACAUAGUGUGGAGUUGAGACAUCAAUCUCAGCAACUUAUGAAAAAUGCCUAAGCUAAUUCUGAAUCACCCAAAGAUUAUGUAAAAUUUUAAAAUAAAUGUGUGUUUUUUU
Phyllostomus discolor (pale spear-nosed bat) is the source of this 5143-nucleotide messenger RNA. It is a transcript of the gene ST6GAL1, whose product is annotated as ST6 beta-galactoside alpha-2,6-sialyltransferase 1. Gene Ontology annotation, molecular function: sialyltransferase activity. The record is from RefSeq and is a predicted model, not a curated record. The transcript has 8 exons. NCBI's taxonomy places the organism in Eukaryota, Metazoa, Chordata, Mammalia, Chiroptera, Phyllostomidae. Bases 566 to 1864 code for a protein of 432 amino acids.